AUGGCUGAAGCGAAAAGCAAAUUUUCAUCACACUCGUGGUGGUUUGAUAGCCACAACAGCAGCAGCCCUAGAAAAUCCCCAUGGCUCCAAUCCACCCUUGCAGAGCUGGAUGAGAAGACAAAAGCAAUGCUGAAAUUAGUUGAGGAAGAUGCAGACUCUUUUGCUCAACGUGCAGAAAUGUAUUACAAGAAGCGGCCAGAGCUAAUUAACAUGGUUGAGGAUUUUUAUCGCGCCCAUCGCUCAUUAGCUGAGCGAUAUGAUCAAGUCAAGUCUGAAUCUGGGACUCGCCUCUUAACACAGUGGGCUUCCCCAGUAUCUGUCACCAAAUAUCAACCCGAGAAGUCGAUGAGCUCCAUGGAUAAAGCCUACGAUAGCUACUCUGAAACCUAUGACCCUGCGGAGUCUGGUGAGUCUGAUGUUGAGGAUCCUGAAGAAGAAGAAGAAAUCGUCAUAGUCCAUAAAGAAAUAGAAGAGGAAAUUUCAAGUGGAGUUGGCAAUGAAGAAGUCAUGAAGCUGACGGAGGAAAUAGAGGCGCUCAAAGAAGAGAACCGGAUUCAAAAGGAACAACUGAUACAGAAAGAUGAAGAGAAAAGGGAGGUAAUAAGGCAGCUCAGUUUAGCUGUGGAGAUGCUGAAGGAGGAGAAUGUGAAGCUGAGGAAGAAGGGGGUUGCUAAACAGACAUCAUCCAAUAAUAAACAGAGCCCCCUCGAGUUCGCCAAAUUGAAGGAGUCAUUUUUGGGGAAAUUGUUCAAUCUUUCCAAAAUCAUCGCCUUCAAUACAUUCAGACGAACAGCGGAGGAAGCUGGCAGAGAUAAUCCAGACGGUGAAAGGGCCAUUGUAGGCACAGGAGCAACCAUUAUAUCCGGAUUUGGAGGGCUGGGGCUAGAAGAUGGAGAAAGCUCUGGACCACCAGGUAAAGGAAAGAGAGGACUAAUGUCUGGAGAUAAAGUAGGAGGAUUUGGCAACAAUGCUGGUGUAGCUGAGAUGGUUGAGGCUGGUGGCCUGUAA
Molecule: messenger RNA, 1008 nt
Organism: Ilex paraguariensis (yerba mate)
Lineage: Eukaryota; Viridiplantae; Streptophyta; Magnoliopsida; Aquifoliales; Aquifoliaceae
Source: the annotation of a GenBank genome assembly